AUGACACCACUGGCCUGUAAUCACCGGUACAGCUGUAAUGAGGUCAUGGAUGCGGCCCGGGAUCAACAUCCAUGGUUUGGUGUGGAGCAGGAGUUCUAUCUCAUGAACGCCGAUACUAACUGGCCGUUGGGUUGGCCUACAAAUGGUUAUCCGGAGCCCCUGACGGCUCCCCAUGCUUUCUACUACGGGGCCGUCGGUGCGGGUAAACAGUUUGGGAGGGAUGUGAUGGAGGCUCACCUCAGGGCCUGUCUGUACGCAGGGGUUAAUAUAUGGGGCGAGACAUCGGAGGGACAGCCGUCUCAGUGGGAAUAUCAAAUCCAUUUCCCAAUGAAUAGGUGGGUCCCUGUGAAGGCAUACGUCUGGGGGAUGACCUAA
This is a messenger RNA of Oppiella nova, 375 nucleotides long. NCBI's taxonomy places the organism in Eukaryota, Metazoa, Arthropoda, Arachnida, Sarcoptiformes, Oppiidae. The record is from the annotation of a GenBank genome assembly.